This is a messenger RNA of Zea mays, 959 nucleotides long. Its product is annotated as protein yippee-like. Lineage: Eukaryota; Viridiplantae; Streptophyta; Magnoliopsida; Poales; Poaceae. The record is from RefSeq and is marked validated.
AUCCGAAAACCGAAAUCCCCCACUCUUCUCACCCGUUUCCCCACUCGCUCGCUGACACAUCGCACAUUCGCACCAUACCAGAUACCACCGCCGCUGCACACAAACCCAGAAACCACCGGCAAUAAACAACUCCCGCUCCCAGUCUCCGAUCCGAGGAAGCCGGAAGAGGGGAUUUCGAGCCGCGGCGAUCGGGGCUAGAGUGGCCCUCGACGCGUCCGCGGGUGGAAUUGCCGAGAAGCCGAGAGAGAGGGCUUGGAGCGGAGUUGCGGGAGGUGGGAGAGAAGGCGGCGAUGGGGCGCCUGUUCCUGAUGCACCUGGACGGCAACGUCUACAGCUGCAAACACUGCAAGACCCACCUCGGCGUUGCCAGCGACAUCAUCUCCAAGGCCUUCCAGUGCAAGCACGGCAAGGCGUACCUCUUCCAUAAGGUUGUCAACGUGACUUCUGGAGUAAAAGAAGACCGCAUGAUGAUCACAGGAAUGCAUACUGUUUCUGAUAUCUUCUGUGUUGGCUGUGGAUCCAUAGUUGGGUGGAAAUAUGAUGCGGCACAUGAGAAGGGCCAGAGAUACAAGGAAGGCAAGUUUAUUCUGGAGAGGUACAAGGUGUCGGGCCCUGACGGAAGCCAAUACUGGGUUCCACAAGAUGCUCACUUGGGCGGAAGCGACGCCGAUGACAUAUAAAACACGAUCCAACAAGCUCAAGCCUGUCGUUGAUCCCCUGUAAAUAACCUGGGUGGCGUUGCUCUUUAGGCAGCCGACAGCCGGGGAUUGCUCCAUUGAAAUAAUUCGCCGGCGUAAAUUGUUGCUGUUCCAGGUGACAUGAUCGUAUCCCUCCCUCCCUCCCGUUGUCCCUGGAAGUCAUUAGAUGUUACCGCUGUAUAUGUGCGUAACCUGUGUUGCUUAUAAGUCCAUCUGAGUUGUAUGCCAAGCACUAGUGACCAAAUAAGUAAAGUAAAUUUC